AUGUCUAAUUUGACUUCUGCAUCUGGUGAAGCUAGUGCUACUACCAGUUAUCCUCAACAAUAUUUUUCUCCUUCACAAACUCAAGCUCAUGACGAGACUCCAGCGAAGAAAAGGAGAAACCCUCCUGGCAAGCCAGACCUGGAAGCUGAAGUUAUAGCUUUAUCACCGAAGACACUUAUGGCGACAAAUAGAUUCAUAUGUAAGAUCUGCAACAAAGGAUUUCAAAGAGAUCAGAAUCUUCAACUUCAUAAAAGAGGACACAAUUUACCAUGGAAGUUGAAAAAGCACGGUGAGAAAAAGUGGAAAUGUGAUAAGUGCUCUAAGAAGUAUGCUGUUCAAUCAGAUUGGAAAGCUCACUCCAAAACCUGUGGUACAAGAGAAUAUAGAUGUGACUGUGGAACCCUCUUCACAAGGAGGGACAGUUUCAUAACUCACAGAGCCUUCUGUGAUGCAUUAGCAGAAGAGAGUUCAAGAAGUGUAAUUCAUCAACCAAGCUCUCACAACAUGAUCAAUAACCAAACUCAAGAAAUACAAGGACCUCGACUGAACCUCCACAACCGUGUCCAAUCCCUAAUUCGUGCAGGUGACCUAGACGCCGCCUCCGCCGUAGCUCGCCAUUCGGUAAUCUCAUCUACUCGGCCUACUGUGUUUACUUGCAACGCUAUCAUAGCAGCGAUGUACCACGCCAAGAGGUACACUGAGGCUAUUGCUCUUUUUCACUUCUUCUUCAACCAAUCUAACCUUGUUCCUAAUAUUGUUUCUUACAACAACUUAAUCAAUACUCACUGCGAUGAAGGCCGCGUCGAUGUGGCUCUUGGGAUUUAUCGCCACAUCAUUGAUCAAGCACCUUUUAACACCCCCCCUGAGCUUCACCUCUAG
Vicia faba (fava bean) is the source of this 879-nucleotide messenger RNA. The record is from the annotation of a GenBank genome assembly. NCBI's taxonomy places the organism in Eukaryota, Viridiplantae, Streptophyta, Magnoliopsida, Fabales, Fabaceae.